CAAAUUUGCAAAUAUGCUGGAGAUAUGGUUAUUCCUGCAAGUGCCAUUUCAAGUUAUGGAGAGGCUUUCCAUGUUCCUGAUAUAAUCGAAAGCACUGUUGGAUUAUUGUCGUCUGCUGAAGUUACCUGCCACCAGCCACCACUUGUAGACUCGUGCGAAGAUAUUGUGGAAAAUGUUCCGAUACAGAAUGAAGGAAAUGCCGGAGAUAAACAAGCUUUAAUGGCAAUAAACAGUCGAUCUAUGAAGCAACAUCAUCAAACCGAGAAAGUAGAAGGAGAGAGCUCCCACCCUUCUCGUAUUGCAACAUCAGAGCCUAAUAACGCAACAAAAAACGUUGUCUCAGGAGCAAUCAAUUCUGAGAUCAUGUCUAGCUUCAGACAUAUGUUUCAGUAAAAGAAAACGAGGGGA
Molecule: messenger RNA, 408 nt
Organism: Hibiscus syriacus
Lineage: Eukaryota; Viridiplantae; Streptophyta; Magnoliopsida; Malvales; Malvaceae
Exons: 2
Coding region: 25-393 (122 amino acids)
Source: RefSeq, a predicted model, not a curated record